Molecule: messenger RNA, 1216 nt
Organism: Terrapene triunguis (Three-toed box turtle)
Lineage: Eukaryota; Metazoa; Chordata; Testudines; Emydidae
Product: intercellular adhesion molecule 5-like
Exons: 4
Biological process (GO): cell adhesion
Molecular function (GO): integrin binding
Source: RefSeq, a predicted model, not a curated record
AUCUCCCAGAGGAGCCCCAGCUCCAAACCUCCCUCUAUAUCGAGGUGGGCACCAGGGCGCCCGCCCGCUGUAGGGUGGCCGGGGUCUUCCCCGUCGCGGGAGAGGCCCGGUUCAACCUGUCCUUUUGGGGAGAGAGCCUGAACUUCACCGUCACCACGUCGGGGGACACGGCCACCGCCCAGGGCGAGGUUCGGUCCCCGUCCCCGGGACAGCACCAGCUGACCUGCACCGUGACUGUGGGGCCCGUGUCCAGAUCCGCAGGGCAGAGCGUUCUCGUUUACCGUCUCCCUGAGCCCAUCCUGGAGGUAACCGAGUCCCGGACCCUCGUUAACAGCAGCGUGACCGUUACGUGCCGUUCUCCUGAGGCCGACCCCCCGGGCGUCCUGCUCCAGCUCAGAGAGGCCGAGCGAGUCCUGGUCUCCAGCGCCCCCGCCCCCGGCCAGCCCCAUGUGCAGUUCCAGCUGACGGCUGGCGAGGAAGACAACGGGAGGGAGUUCACGUGUGAAGCAAGGCCUGGCUCCGACAUCCCCGCCGUGAAACGCACGUCUGCCAGGCUCACUGUCCUCUACGGGCCCAGGAUGGACGACUCCGGCUGCCCCAGGGAGUGGAUCUGGAAGGAGGGGACAGAGCAAACCUUCUCCUGCCUGUCCCGGGGGAACCCAGCGCCAGACGUGGUGUGCAUGAAGGACGGGGUGCCCGUCAGCAUCGGGGUGCAGCGGCAGGUCAGCAGAGAGGACGCCGGGACCUACCACUGCAAAGCAUCCAACGCGCACGGCUCGGCCAGCCGGGAUGUGACCGUCCAGGUGGAGUAUCUCAACAUCCUGGUGUUGGCACUGGGGCUGGCAGGUGCGGCUGCUGCUCUGACCGUACUAGGCGUCGGGGGCUACCUGUACUACCGCUCCACGAGAAUCCGAAACUACCGGCUCAGACAGCAGCAGGCCAAGCAAGCCAAGCAGGGGAAGCCGGCCGAGCAGAUGAGCCUGAACGGGGCCGUACAGAACAAACCUGAACUGGAGCACAGCGUCUAGACCUGGAGUGCAGGACCCGGAGCCCUGGGGCUCCUCGCUGCUGCUUUACCCCUUCGCCCCCGGGGAGCCCCUGUUAACUCUUGGGAUGCUGGGCAAUGCCAAGAGCCUGGCGGUUCACGGCCUCUGCACUGGCAGCACGGGCCCCUCCCAUGCACACACCAGCUGCUCUCCGGAGAGCAAGGAUCAGA